Molecule: messenger RNA, 1101 nt
Organism: Cladophialophora bantiana CBS 173.52
Lineage: Eukaryota; Fungi; Ascomycota; Eurotiomycetes; Chaetothyriales; Herpotrichiellaceae
Exons: 3
Coding region: 1-1101 (366 amino acids)
Source: RefSeq, a predicted model, not a curated record
AUGUCGUUCAAAACAGCUGUACUUGCCACUCUACUUGCCAUAGCCCAUGCCCGGUUUAAUCAAGAACAAAUUCCUAUCCCAGCCAUUGCAGCCGUUCAAGGCGGUGCUCCAGGAGUGGCCCCAACCAUCGCCGGUGCUGCUAUAAGCGACCUACUAGCUGCAGCAAAUGCCUGUGACAAGCUCAAGCGUGGUGAUCAAAUCAUCGCUGAGCUCGGUACCGGAGCUGACGCUGUUGCUGCUGCCAUCGGCAUUGUUGCUGCGGAGAAGAAUUUCAACCCAUUCGUUCAGUCGAUUCCUACCAUCUGCGAUGACCCUUCUCUCCCGGCAACUGAUGUCCUCCGAGGUAUUACGCCUUUAAUCGAUCCGGCGGUUGUUGGCUCAGAUAUCGCAAAUGCUUUGUCUGCUAAGACCAAGGUGACUCCACUAGAUGCCACCGGCAAGAGUGUUGCGGAUCUGCUGGUUGAGAAUGGGUUCAGCAACUUCACUGCCCAAUCUGCGGCUGGUGCUACGAGCGCUGCUCCAGCUGCCUCCGUGAGCGCUGGAACCGAUGCCUCCACCACCACUGCGGCUACUGCCACUGCGGCUGCCAACGUGUGUGGCACCGUCGAAGCAUCUGGUGCAACCUCUGCUGCUGCUGAUUCUGCAACCUCGACAACCUCUGCCGCUGUCGAAACAUCAACGGCCGCCGCAGAUACAACAGGCAACGCCACCCAGGCGUCUACAGUGAGCGGGGCUGAUUUUGGUCUGUGUGUGCCAACCAUGAAGUUCGAAGGCGGACUCGGUGGCCGGCCCGCAACUGAAUUCACCUUCUUGCCCAUCGACCCUCUCUGUGCUCAAGGUCAGCAGGAGGCGUUGAAUCCAAACAUCAUCACCAACCGAAUCUGCGACCAACUCACCAACGUCUGCCAAGCUAAUGACGCGGCGAAGACACUGUGUCGGAGCGUCCAGGCUCAGAUCCAGGCCCUCGGAACCAGAGACAAGUCGACCGCAGACACUUGGAAUGCCAACCUCGGUUUCGCUGGGACGGUCACGAAUCCCGACGGCGGCCCUGCCGAGCCCCCAGCGAAGAUGAGAGUAGUUCGAUCCUAUAGAGAUUACUGA